Cordyceps militaris CM01 is the source of this 1056-nucleotide messenger RNA. Its product is annotated as TAM domain methyltransferase, putative. The record is from RefSeq and is a predicted model, not a curated record. Lineage: Eukaryota; Fungi; Ascomycota; Sordariomycetes; Hypocreales; Cordycipitaceae. The transcript is spliced from 6 exons. Gene Ontology annotation, molecular function: methyltransferase activity. The coding region runs from base 1 to 1056 and encodes 351 amino acids.
AUGUCCGGAUCCAACUCUCCCAGUCAAGGAAAAGGAAGUGGACAAAAUAACUCCAGAGACUUCAGCCAGUACGAAUUCUCCUUCAACUAUUCGUUACCCUCUGCCGAAAUAGAACCCGAUCCAGCAAUGGACGACAUUGUCGGAUCGUCAUGGUCGCUUUCAGAGAGCAUCAGAAACUUCCCAACAGAGUUUGGCAGAACAUAUCACGCAUACAAAGCUGGCUCAUAUGCCUUCCCCAACGACACAAUCGAACAAGAACGCCUACUUCUCCAGUUUAACGCCAUGACCCGACUUUUUGGAGGAAAGUUAUACUUUGCACCCCUAUCGGCUCAGAAUCCACCACGCCUAGUGCUCGAUAUAGCAACGGGAACGGGAGACUGGGCUAUUCAAAUGGGCGACGAGUUUCCACAAGCACAGAUUGUGGCUACGGACUUGUCUCCUAUACAGCCAGAAGAUGUACCGCCCAAUGUGUCUUUCUUUGUUGAAGAUUCAUCCGAACCAUGGGAGUACUCUGAAAGUUACGACUACAUCCAUACCCGAGUCACCUCGGGCUGUUGGUCGUCUUUUGAGGAACAGAUUGCCAAGCAGGCGUUCGAAAACCUGCAACCCGGCGGAUGGUUCGAAUCGCAAGAGUAUGAUAGCAUCAUCACUAGCGACGACGGCACACUAUCUCCGGACUCGGCACUGGCCCGAUGGUUCCACGAACUGGCUACUGCCGGCGACUUGUGUGACCGACCCACUGUCAUGGCACACAAACUUCGUGAGGUGUACGAGCGUGUGGGCUUUGUCGACGUACAGGAGCGGAUCUUCAAGAUGCCGACCAACGCAUGGCCAAAGGACGAGAAACUCAAGGAGAUCGGAUGCAUGUGGGAGAGAAACUUCAUGUCCGGUCUGGCCGGCUUCUCAUUUCGCAUGUUUAACAAGGCAUUUAGCAGAACGCCGGAAGAGAUUGAGGUAGCACUAGUCGAUGUCAGACGGGAGUUCUCCGACCCUCGAAUACAUGCGUAUCUGCCUAUUUGGGUUGUUUGGGGACGGAAGCCGCACCCAAACGAAUAA